Acaromyces ingoldii is the source of this 587-nucleotide messenger RNA. Its product is annotated as LSM-domain-containing protein. Lineage: Eukaryota; Fungi; Basidiomycota; Exobasidiomycetes; Exobasidiales; Cryptobasidiaceae. Gene Ontology annotation, biological process: mRNA splicing, via spliceosome; maturation of SSU-rRNA. The record is from RefSeq and is a predicted model, not a curated record. The transcript has 3 exons. The coding region runs from base 116 to 424 and encodes 102 amino acids. Gene Ontology annotation, cellular component: U6 snRNP; sno(s)RNA-containing ribonucleoprotein complex; nucleolus. Gene Ontology annotation, molecular function: RNA binding.
AAUAAAAAUAAAAACAAAAGUCGCGACAGCCUGAUUGUCCUCGGCCGACUUCGUCAUCCAACAAUCUCCCAGAUCUGCUACCUCCUCUUCCCUCAUCAUCCAUCUCGAAGUAGUAAUGUCAGACACAGAAUCGCCCGCGCCAGGGCAAGGGAAAGACGCUUCAGGGCUAGACGGGUCCUCCGCCUACGCGCAGCAGCCUGCAAAAGGAUCGCCCAACGACUUUCUAAAGAAAGUCAUCGGAAAGAACGUCAUCGUUCGUCUCAAUUCAGGGGUCGACUACUACGGCGUAUUGAGCUGCUUGGAUGGUUUCAUGAACAUCGCACUGGAGGACACACACGAAGUCGUGGCGGGCGUGUCAAGGAACCGGUACGGCGAUGCCUUCAUCAGAGGAAACAAUGUAUUGUACAUUACUGCGAGGGAUUAGGAAGCAUCGAAAGGGUGUUUUUGGACAGCGCUUUCUAGUUCGACUGAAGGCGCAUCGUUGCCAGAUCUAUCUUCACAUGUGUCCACAUUGGACCACUGGUCCAAGCAUAGCAAUCAAUGACCUGCCUCCCACCUCUUUUGAGCUUCGAAUAAGCAUGUCAUCG